UAUCAAAGCGUGUACAUUUACCAAACAAACGACAAAUCAACCAAACUAGAAGAAGAAGAAGAAAUUGACCGUCAUCGACCACCACCACCACCACCACCACCACUACCACCAGGACGAGCCUAAGCCAACACUUCGUCUCUUUCUGCUUUCUUUUAUUGUUUUUCCCUAGUAAUAAUUAACAGUAAUUACUUCAUUAAUCAGCUUUUAUCAUAUAGUAAUACUUUUUUCUCUCUAUUUGGGGGUUUUCAACGAGAGCGGCAAUAUUGAGUUUUCUUUGAUAUGACCGCCUGAACCUCAACUCUUUGUCUAUCUUUUGCCUCUUGCUCCACAUCUCUUUCGUUUUCUUUCCCUUAAUUAAUUGCUGUGAAGUAGAAGAGCUUUUCAGUAUGGCUAAAAAUGAGGAUACUGGUAGCCCUGGCUGGAAAGCUUCACUUUUUUUGCAGACCACAGAAGAUGUUGCAAGAGCUGUUGCAGCCGCAGCUGCUGCAGCCACUGCUCCCCGUUCACCGCGGCCUUCUGUGGUGUUUUCGUCAAAAGAUGAUAGUGGUGAUAGCCACCUUCAGAAGCUACAACGUCAAGUUGCAAGAAUGAUAAAGGGUUUCUCAUCUCCUCCUCCUGAAGUGAAAGGAGUAACUUACAAUCCGGAAGUUCUAACUAGCCAAAAACGUCAAUGGGCAAACUUUCAGUUACAAUACUUGGAUCAUAGGUCUUUAAAGGAGCCAUUGAGGCUUUUUGAGAGCAUGGUAGUUGUUGGACUUCAUCCUAAUUGUGAUCUUCAGACACUUCACAGGCAAUAUGUUGCUCGAAAGUCUGAAGUUUCUGGAAGAUUGCAAAGUUCACUUGGUUCUCAGAAUCAGUCUCGUGUAGAACCCAUUCUUGAGCCUCAGGUCUUGUUUGUUUAUCCUCCGGACAAACAAUUGCCACUUAAGUAUAAGGAUCUCCUAUCAUUUUGCUUCCCUGGAGGCCUGGAGGUUCAUGCAGUUGAGAGAACUCCUUCAAUGAGCGAGUUAAAUGAAAUUCUUCUUGGGCAGGAGCACCUUAAAAAAAGUGACCUGUCUUUCGUAUUUCGAUUACAGGUUGCUGACGAUUCUACAUUGUAUGGUUGCUGUGUGUUAGUUGAUGAAAUUGUGCAAAAACCCUCUGGAUUGCUCUCCAUGAUUUCAGAUAAGCGCUCUUCCUGCUCAUCUUUGAGUCGUCAUGUACUAACGACUCGCAGAUGUUACUGCAUUCUUUCAAGGCUUCCAUUCUUCGAAUUGCAUUUUGGUGUAUUAAACAGCAUCUUCACGGAGGAAAGGUUGGAAAGGUUAACAAAAGAUAUUGGUGUUUUGAACUUGCAAUCAUUGGAGGAUUACAGCGAAAAAGAAGGUUUUGGGAACAAUUUAGAUGGCAUAUUACCAAGUCAUGGAGCUGCAGAGGAAAAAAUGGAUGGAAAAUCAGAAAAUUUCCAAUCAAGUUUAACGGAUUCUACAUUUGGGGGUGUUGCUGAUGACAGGAGUCACUUGGAGCAUCAGAUUCCUGAGGGGCAGAUUCACUUGUCGAAGAAAGAUGUUGACGAUAAUAUUGUUCCAGAUGAUUCUGAAACAGAGAUAGUCUUCAACAAAGGAGAAUCUGGUGGUGGAAACCUCGAAGAUUGUGACACUGAUGUUGAUGAUUUAUCUAACAAACAAGCAGAAGAAAAACGUUUACCAAAUGCUGUUCUGCCUCUCCUGCGCUAUUAUCAGUAUGAAAGUUCAGAUUCUUCCUCCAGGUAUGCAUUUUUGUUCUUUGACGUUUACUAUAUGCCCAUGUGUGAGCGUGUGGAGCGAGCACUAAGUGAAUAUGAUGACAGCACAUACAGUGCACUUCUUCGGCAGAGGACGGAUAGGGCAACUGCAGUCAUCCCAACAAUGGCGGGUGUAGCACUGCAAUUAUGUGGAUCCCUUGCGUCUAGAGAACUGUCACUUGUGCCAUGGAUUUCCCAAGCAUUGAUACUUCAGUGUUUAUUGACUGUUUCUGGUGCCAUUGGGUAUUACAGACGAUAUGCCUGGCAAUUUUUUGGACGCAACUGCACACCGUUUCCUUACAUUAGUGAGUAUGGUUUUCCAGGCUGCCAUAAGUUUUUGGACUUGCUAGGACUGACAAAGUCACCAACAGUGCCACAACUGCCUAAACACAAGGAGUUGUUUUCUUCCUUGAGUCCUUAUCAUGCAAAGCUUGUGGGAGAAAGUUAUUUGGCAAGGAAAAGGCCCGUUUAUGAGUGUACAGAUGUACAGGUUGAAGCUGCCAAGGAUUUUCUAGCAGUCUUAAGAUCUUACUUGGAUUCGCUCUGCUCUAACUUACGCUCGCAUACGAUUACAAAUGUGCAAUCCAAUAAUGACAAGGUAUCAUUGCUCUUAAAGGAAAGUUUCAUAGACUCUUUUCCUAAUCGUGAUCGACCAUUCAUGAAGCUCUUUGUGGACACACAGCUCUUCUCUGUACAUACAGAUCUCGUUCUUUCCUUUUUCCAGAAGGAAUAACGCCCGCUGUUCAAGGAAUAGUGCCUUUAGUUAUUAUAUUAUUAAGCUGUUGGCACAUGAACGUAAGUUCAGCAUGUAUAAUGUUGUUCCUAUUCCCGUUUGGUAAAAGUCACACUAUUUCAGGAGCCUCAGGGCAUGCAUGCCCGGUUUCAAAAAGCUCCCUAAAAGGGUUGGGGAGAAAGUGCCUUCCCGUGACGGACCACAACCACAAGGGGGUACAGUAAUAGGAGAGGGGAUAAAAAAAAGUGGUGUAAUGCUUAUAUAUGAUAUGACCAGUAAUUUAUAGCAGUUAACAUUUUUCUUAAUGGGAAGAGGUGCUUUCGGUGGCUAUGCCCUUUUCGACUGUAGAUAUGAGAGAAUGAAAUAUGAAAUGAUCCCACCUGUCACCUGAUGCUUGGCAUGGUGAAACAUCAUAUUUUUGGUUGGAUUAUUCAGCAAACUCUUUUUGUUUUUUCUUUUUUUUUUUU
Messenger RNA from Jatropha curcas, 2962 nucleotides. The record is from RefSeq and is a predicted model, not a curated record. NCBI's taxonomy places the organism in Eukaryota, Viridiplantae, Streptophyta, Magnoliopsida, Malpighiales, Euphorbiaceae.